Messenger RNA from Arachis ipaensis, 2261 nucleotides. RefSeq names its product VAN3-binding protein. The record is from RefSeq and is a predicted model, not a curated record. NCBI's taxonomy places the organism in Eukaryota, Viridiplantae, Streptophyta, Magnoliopsida, Fabales, Fabaceae. Gene Ontology annotation, biological process: phloem or xylem histogenesis; auxin-activated signaling pathway; leaf vascular tissue pattern formation.
AAUAAAAGGGGAUUCCGUUUAUUUAUAUCCAAAAAAUUGACCUUAUAUAUGAGGACUGACAUACAAUCCACUGAUUUGUCUCUCCAGUCUCUACGAUUACAAUUCUUCUCUCUCUCGACGCGCCACUCUCCUUUCAUCAUAACUGACAACCCUUCCUUCUCUCUUCUUUUCAUAACAAAAUAUAUACAGCCAUGGACAACCCCCAAUCCCAACCCUGGGGACCUCAUCAGCUCCAUGCCGCACCCAUCUUCCGCCCACCGGAGACCCCACGCGAGCCCAUGGAGUACCUGUCCCGCUCAUGGAGCGUGUCUGCCAUGGAAGUCUCCAAGGCCCUCUCCAAGCCGCCAUCAGCCGCUGCCAUAGACGAGGAUGGCGCCGCCGAGUCUGAAGAGUCCUCUGCCAGCGUCUCAGGGAAGCCGUUUUCAUUCGCAUGCUCAGAAACCUCCCUCAUGGUCAUGGAGCGCAUCAUGUCACAAUCUGAAGUAUCUCCGAGAACCUCAGGGAGGCUUUCGCACAGUAGUGGCCCUCUCAACGGAACAGAUAGUCCCCCUCUUUCCCCCUCCGAUCUCGACGAUAUCAAGUCUCUGCAGUAUAACCGACAAACCAAUAACAAUACAAACAACAAUGCCGCCUUCAAUACUUAUUUCAGAACCACCGCUGCUUCCGGUGCCGGUGGUGGCAAGACUGUGGGGAGGUGGCUCAAGGACAGGAAGGAGAAGAGGAAAGAGGAGACUAGGGCUCAUAAUGCUCAGCUUCACGCUGCUGUCUCCGUUGCCGGUGUAGCCGCUGCAAUUGCCGCUAUCGCUGCCGCCACGGCCGCCUCAUCCGGCUCCGGCAAAGAUGAGCACAUGGCUAAGACUGAUAUGGCGGUGGCAUCGGCCGCCACGCUGGUGGCGGCUCAGUGCGUCGAGGCGGCGGAGGCCAUGGGUGCCGAAAGGGAACACCUGGCGGCGGUGGUUAGCUCCGCCGUGAACGUUCGGUCAGCCGGUGAUAUAAUGACUCUAACUGCCGCAGCUGCAACAGCUUUGCGUGGGGCUGCCACAUUGAAAGCAAGAACCUUGAAGGAAGUUUGGAAUAUUGCAGCAGUAAUUCCUGUUGAGAAAAAUUUGGGUGGUUCUGUUAAUAAUAGUGGUAGUGGUAGCAAUGGUAGUUCUAACAGUAGCUUCAGCGGUGAACUUGCCCCGGAGGAAAAUUUCUUGGGCAUCUGCAGUAGAGAGUUACUAGCCAGAGGCUCUGAGCUCCUUAAGCGCACUCGCAAAGGUGAUCUUCAUUGGAAAGUUGUAUCUGUGUAUAUCAACAGCAUGAAUCAGGUUAUUCUGAAGAUGAAGAGCAGGCAUGUUGCUGGGACCAUUACAAAAAAGAAAAAGAAUGUGGUGCUUGAAGUAAUCAAGGAUAUGCCUGCCUGGCCUGGCCGCCAUUUACUCGAAGGUGGCGAGAACCGCCGCUACUUCGGGUUGAAAACUGUAAUGCGCGGUGUUGUUGAAUUUGAGUGCAGAAAUCAGAGGGAAUAUGAUGUUUGGACUCAAGGUGUCACAAGGCUUCUCUCUAUUGCUGCAGAAAAGAACAGCAGAAACAGAAUAUGAUCCUGCUUCAGUUAUGACUUGAUUGUGUGGGGUUAUUAGUGUUAACGUUAUAGUAGGAUCUUUUGGUAUACAUGGUGGUGGGGUUUUGAUCAUUGUAAAAAGGGAGAAACUAAAGGCAAAGUAAAAUGCUAGAUGGGGUGACUUUAGUCUUUGGAAAAAUAUAUUAUACGUUAUGGGGAUUUGGAUGUUUUUUGGGUUUUCUGAAUGAGGAAAGUGAAAGUUAUUGGAACCUUGGUGAGUGAUCACCAUGUGAAGCCUGGUCUUUUUUGGUUUUUACACUGUUCUGGAAAGAAAAAAUGAGUCUCUUGGACUGUGGGGGCAGUCAAAAAGGCAAGGAUCACAUUGGAGGAGAGAAGGUUUAAUAUAUAUAUUGAAGACAAAGACACCUACCCCCUUAGGCCUUAAUCCUUAUUAUUUUAUCUUAGGUGUUUGUACAUGUGGUUUGGAUAUAUUAAGAGAAAGUGAACAUAAUCCUAGAUUUCCAUGUGACUAAAUACAAUUAAAAAAAAAUGUCUGAGCUAUGAUUGAUGGAUUGGAUCUCUAAUUCUCUAAAAUUCUUAGUAACUGUUUCUUCCACUUAGAGAGUCAUCAUUGCCUUCGGAUUCUACUUGUCUUGAUUAAAUGCUUCGCAGCAUGGACUAAGGAGUAAGCCCUGCCUUUUUUUAUUUUUUAUAUAAU